AUGGCGGAGGUUUCCUACCUCCAUCUUCAUGAAAAUGAUGAUGAAGAUGGUGAAUACAACGACAGGGACGAGGUCGUGGUAUCUUUUUCUUCCCACAAUAACUGGUCUCACGGUGUCGAUGCUUUCGAUGUUUACCCUUCGGAUCUAGAUUGUCCUUCCUUCGACGAUUUCUUUUGCCACACCGAUCGAAACAACGAUUCGGUGCUGUUCGACAGAGAAUACCAGGUGAAUUUCGUAAUCGACAUGUUUCAUCAGCGAGUUGAACAGUCGCAGUCGCAAUCGCAUUUGGCUAUAGGGAACGGGUUCUGUAAUCCUGAUCGGAGUACUCGGCAAGGGAAUGAGGAGAUGGAUGCGAACGAUUUGGAGCUGGAGUUUGGGUUAGGGUUAGAUUUUCCUGUUGAAGUUGAUGAUAAUCGUAAUGAUGGUGACGAUAAUUUAGGGUUUAUGCUUGGCGAUUGUGGUGAUGAUUUCAUCGUACCCAGGAGAACAACGGGAGAUCCGUCUAGUCGUUCAGGUGGUCCGGAACAUUUCAUGGUGCCUGAUUUGGGGUCGGAUUCCUAUGUCGACGGGGGAAACGCGCUUGAUAUCGGGAUCAACGAAUCUAACCUUCGGUUAGAAGAUUUUCAGCUAGAAGAUGAUAACGAAAGAGGUGAAACCAAUCCAAAUGAAGAUUUCGAAUGGGAGGAAGUAGAUGGCCGGAUCGACGACCGGGAAGUACUGAAUAUGAUGUUCGAAUCAGAACCCGACGAUGACACAUCUGAUCUACCAAGAACUCAUCCCGAUAGCCAUGAAUCAGAGGAAGAACAGCCGCAUCAGUGGGAAGUUUUGUUGAAUGUCCACAAUCCAGAUUUAGAACCAGGUACCUAUGAUGAUGAAUCGAAUUACACAGAGUACGAGAUGUUUAUAGACCCAUCUUCUUUUGGCCGGCCACCUGCUUCCAUGACGGUGGUGAAGAAUCUUUUAUCGGUGGUGAUAACCGAUGAAGAUUUUGAAAAGAAUAACAUUCGGUGUGCAGUUUGUAAAGAUGAAAUUGGUGUUGGGGUAAUGGCAAAGCAGCUCCCCUGUGGCCAUCGUUACCAUGGCGAUUGCAUUCUUCCAUGGUUGUGCAUCCGGAAUACAUGUCCUGUUUGUCGUCAUGAGUUGCUGACUGAUGAUCCCGAGUAUGAACGUAGGAAGGCUGAAAGGGGUGUCGGUGAUCAGUAA
Molecule: messenger RNA, 1203 nt
Organism: Lactuca virosa
Lineage: Eukaryota; Viridiplantae; Streptophyta; Magnoliopsida; Asterales; Asteraceae
Source: the annotation of a GenBank genome assembly